Racocetra persica is the source of this 1266-nucleotide messenger RNA. NCBI's taxonomy places the organism in Eukaryota, Fungi, Glomeromycota, Glomeromycetes, Diversisporales, Gigasporaceae. The record is from the annotation of a GenBank genome assembly.
AUGUCUGAUUAUAAUAAGUUUUACGUUCGAUUAAUUCGAAUUUUUAUAUUCUUGUUUCUUAUAGUCAAAAGUAAUGAUGCUGCUGAAAAUUUGUCACCUGGAAAUUGCGUGCAAACCUUUAGUAGUGAUGUCGACUAUUUUCCUUCCAAGGUUACCGUUACCACCGCUUCUUUAUUCACUAUAAAGUAUAAUAACAAUUAUAAACUUAUCACAAACACUGAUUCCAAAGAAACUUUUGCUCUUGUUCAAUGUGGAACUCCUGUCCCAACUGGUUUACCCUCCGGUACAAAAGUCUUUAAUAUAUCUCUCAAUAAUGUCGCCAUCAUGGACACCAGUGCUGUACCUUUUCUUGAGGCUCUUGGUCUUAGAUCCCAUAUCACCGAAUUAGGGUCUUCUUUUGUAUCUUCACCUUGCCUUCAGGCUCUUAGUUCUAAGUUGACUAUAAUUUCUUCGAGCAACAUGACUCUUAAAAGUGAACAACUUUCAAAAGUUGAUGCCGUAUUCGAUUCAAUGUUCAAUCUUUCCGAUCCAAAAACAAUCGGUAUUUCUGCCGUUUCUGAUCCUGGUCCACUUAACAGAGCAGAAUGGAUAAAAUUUUAUGCCGCUUUUUUCAACCUUGAAGACAAAGCUAACUCGAUUUAUAAUCAAAUAAGUGACAAUUACAACUGUUUAAAAAAAUUACCCUCUUCUAGCAAUCCUCCUACAGUGGCUUGGGUUUCCUACAAUGCUCCAUCGACUUUUAAUAAUAAUACUGCUUCUUGGGUAAUUGCUGAUGCUCCUUAUAAAAAAAUUUUGACCGAGAAUGCUGGUGGCAUUUAUUUUAAUACUACCACACUUAUGUAUUCUACGAGCUCCUCUUUCCUUUCUGCUAUCGCAAAUGUUGAUAUUUUGAUUGAUGAAAGUUUUAUUGCUCGCGAUAUUUCCGAAGUUUAUUCCAACUUUAAUCUAAAUAGUAAUGAUGUGCAAUAUAAAUUUGUUAAAAAUAGUGCUAUUUACAGAGAAGAUGGUGUGACUAGUCCAAGUGAUGGAAGGGAUUGGUUUGAAAGCGCUGUUUUAUUUGCUGAUGGUGUUUUGGAAGACAUGAUGAAUGUCGUUAAUCCUAAUUUACCUACAAAAGAUUAUAAGAGAGUUUGGUUAAGAAACGUCGCUAAAGGCGAACCUAUAAAAACUGAGACCUCCAAUAAUUGUUCUGAUGUAUCGGCUGCUUUAACGAGCAAUUCCCUUCAAUGUUCUUCAAUCAAACCAACUACAAAUACUAGUGCUGCU